Didymodactylos carnosus is the source of this 492-nucleotide messenger RNA. The record is from the annotation of a GenBank genome assembly. NCBI's taxonomy places the organism in Eukaryota, Metazoa, Rotifera, Eurotatoria, Philodinida, Philodinidae.
AUGGAACUGGAGAAAUCUUCUGCAAAAGUGUUGGUAACUCGAUCUCGAUCUGACACAACAGUCAAUUCUUCAGAUCAUCCAAAGAGAAGAUUUUCGGCUACGGAGUUGGCUGUGUCCAAUCCAGAUAUUCCCUCGUCAAUUCCUCGAUUCACGAAUGCCAAGCUUCGAGAACUCGCAUUUGCACAUCUUCCACCCAAGCGGUACAAGACAAAUGAAGCUGCAAAAGAGUUCAGUGUCGAAAUUGAUCGUCUACCGAUUAAUCAUUGUAUACUCAAUCCAAUAGAACUGUAUAUUGCUGCUCUUGACGAUUGUUCGGCGUUCAUUGAACGUGCUCGUAAACCUAAAAUGACUUUUCGAGCGGCUGAUAACUUUUUGGAAGAAGAAGUCGAACCACAUUUGAAUGAUGAGGAGCAAAAUCACGACUAUGACGGUGAGAUGCUCAGCGAAGAUGAUUUAGAUGCAACUAGUGAGAAAUCGCCUUGCUGUAAAUGA